CUUGUCCAGUCCCUGCCCCAACCUCCCUCAACUGUGUGUGCCAAAACAUGACUCCAUUCUUUGUUUCUUAUGUCAGUGUGUAAGCAAGAGGCAGUUUCCUGGGCAUUCAAGGACUCACUAAAUAAACUAAUAUUGAUCCCAUAUCCCUUUAGUUUGGACAAAACAAUUUAGGCUUUAAAGUCUUUUGAUCUUAUAAAAGCAGGAUAAUAUGAUGUGUAUAGGUCCAUCGCUCAUCUGGAAUGAACUGUUGUAAUGCACAGAUUUGGUUUGCAGGUUUUUAGGUACAUUUGGAGUGUAAAAGUGAUCCAAAACAAGCCUGGCUGGUCCUGUUUAAGACAUAGUAAAAUGGCUCAUAAAUUCCUGGAGCAUCACACCUCAAACUCCAUUCACAGACUCACUUACUCCUUGACUUCAGAGGAAAAAGACGCUGCAGAUUCAGACCACUUUUCUGUCCAAAAAAGUGAUUUUUGUGAAAAGACUAUAGAAAGUCCAGAAACUGCGUGCACGUGUGAGUUUUCAAUUGAAAGUCAGGAGGUAUAUCCAGUCAGACUAAUAAGCCAAUUUUAACGUAUUUGGAUUAUUUUUUUCCCCAAUUACUUCUCAGUGUAAGAUGGAAAGGGCUUUCUCCAGGCUCUGCUGUUACAGGCCCAGAUAAUAGUGACUCACAUCGCUCCUAACAGGCUGCAGUCAUUUUUUCCGACGACCUCAGGCAGCAGAGGAGAGCCGCAGCCCUCACACACCGCUCCUUCUUCUUCUCGCUGGAGUUAACUUGCAGGACAGUUGGAGAUGCUUCAGGGGGCAGUAAGCAGGGCCAUGCUCUGCCUCCUGAUGGUGGUCUCCUUCUCAUCAGAGGGAGCAGCAGCGCCUCCAUCUUCUCCUUUCCCCCCUGAACAAGAAUCUGGAAAACCACACUUUGAGGACAUGGAUGGGUGGGGUUCUGGAUCAUCUCUUCUGCACCUGCUCCACAGCUUCCCUGCCGACAGCCCCUUCAUAACAGAGACACCAGAAAAUUCAGUCAACUGCUCCCAGCGUUUCUGGCUCCCACCAUCCUCCGGAAUCUGCUGGGAGAACAUCGCAGGGCCAGAGGAGUUUGCCAGGUCCCGUCUGCUGGUUCUCCAGAACAGGGCCGCUCUGCAGGCCGUGUCCACCUCCAGUGGGGUCGAGGACAGUGGGAUCUCAUAUGAACACCAAGCCAGAGAGGAGGUCCAGGGGAUCCAGUCAGACCACCUGAGUGUGGUAGAAACCGUGCAGACCAUGGAGAAGGUGUUUCUCUCUCUGGAGGAGAAGAGGAAGGAGGGGAAGGACCAGGGCGCCCUCACUAGCUUGAAGAUGAAUCUGGCCAACACGAGGGACGCCAUCGAGGGGAGAGAGCACUCUGCGAAUGUUCUAGAGGAUCACUUUUCUACUUUGGAGAAUAAUCUGCUGAACAUGCAGCUUCGACUCAACAGACUCAUCCAACAGUGACAGAGACGAGGACAUGUUGUCCCUUUUCCCUCUCUAAUUUGUACUGUAUUUACAUAUUAAUGUAGAUAUAGCAUGCAUGCUCAGGAUUAUGCUACUCCUUAGUAGAUUUGCACUAUGUACCAUGCAUACACCUUCAAUGAUAACAUGUGUAACCUGGAACCAGCAGAGAUAAAUAAACCUCACAUUAUCAGGGAGAUUUUAAUGAACCUGCAUAUA
This is a messenger RNA of Notolabrus celidotus (New Zealand spotty), 1680 nucleotides long. RefSeq lists its product as uncharacterized. The record is from RefSeq and is a predicted model, not a curated record. The coding region runs from base 787 to 1464 and encodes 225 amino acids. Lineage: Eukaryota; Metazoa; Chordata; Actinopteri; Labriformes; Labridae. The transcript is spliced from 3 exons.